Messenger RNA from Scatophagus argus, 1081 nucleotides. RefSeq lists its product as uncharacterized. Lineage: Eukaryota; Metazoa; Chordata; Actinopteri; Scatophagidae. The record is from RefSeq and is a predicted model, not a curated record. The coding region runs from base 287 to 856 and encodes 189 amino acids. The transcript has 5 exons.
UAUCGUGAAAAAUCUCACUCUUUCGCACCAUACACUGUGUUUUGGUUUGCCUAAAAGCCCUUGUUGUUUCUACAGUUUCUGCACUAGCUCCUGCCAUGCAAGGCUGGUUUUAAGCUGUAUUUGUGUCGGCGGCAAUUAACUAAUCUAGCACCCUAUGGCCUGUGGGGGUUGAGAGGUAAUCUUGAAUGGCGUAAUAAGAUUUAAGUGUCUACUACCACUAUUGACUACUGCUCGGUGGCACAUAUAGUCUGAGGAUCCCUCAUCAACAGCAAUAUGUUGGACCUGGAUGCAGCAAAGAAACAGACUUCAGACGGACUAUGUGAGCAGGCAUGAAUGUUUUUUCAGCCAUGGACUAAAACAGGAACAGUGGUACCAAACAGAAACAGUGGACCUCCACCAUCCUGCCAUGGAGGGGUCAACUGCCAGAAAAAAAACUGGAUAUGGAUAUCACAAAAAAGACGCUCCUGUUGGCCACCCCAUGCUUGCCCGGCAGUCCACAGCAGACUUCAGCAGUGACGAGAGCGUUCAGCCCAGGAGACUGAAUGGUUCAUCAGCUGAGACACCCAGCUAUCAGCACCUGCACCGGGAGCUGAUGCUCAGCCACAAACGGGGCCUCCUGCUGGAGGAGAAACCGGAGCUGAAGCGAGUGUUGGAGCAGCGCAGACUGGAGCUGCACAAAGAGGAGGAGAUGGCCCGACGGCGGCCCUCAGACCUGGAGACGGAGCUUCGCAAGAGGCAGCAGAAGCUGGAAGAGUAUGAGCAGGAGGAGAUCAGGCGGCGGGAGAACCAGCAGAAGAUCCCAGAGUUUGUCCGUGUGAAGGACAACCUGAGGAGAACCCAGACAUCUGAGCAGUGAGGCUCCCAUCACCACAGAAGCCCUGUCUUUAUCUGCUGAGUCACUUAAACCAAAAAAAACAAAAAACAUCACAGAAUCAUUCAUACCAGGAAAAACAUAAUCCACACUUAGAAACGUCUUCCUAAAGUGUCCCAGUUCUGUUUCUGAGAGGCAGAGGAAGUGCUUAUUUUGUAUUUGUUCUCAUGUGGAUGAGUAUUUACGGAAGAGAAAUUACUGCUGUUGAGA